CGGUAAAUGCAAAGAACUUCUACUACGAUAUUGAUAUUGUAGGCUACCUGUUGUACGUUGAUACAGCAUGAGUUCGACAACAGCUAAAAUUCUACGUAAACAACGAAGCCAUGUAUUUGGCAUUUAUCAAAUAAUUAAUUAGAUAUUUUAUGCCAGUUUUGAGCAUGACUUCUUAUGAAACAAACAGUGUUGACAACUAUAAGACCUACCGACCAACGCUGCAGUUCUGACAAAUACAGUUCAACGAAUGUAUUAUUCACGUGUUUAUAAACGGUUAUACUUGGUGGAAUUUGAACAUCGUAUGGACCAUACUGAUGUAAAUGCCCCAUAUGAUUUUCUUUAAUGGCAUUAAAUUUCUUUUCCUGUAUAAAAGGGAGACAAUUCUCCAUCAAUCCAAAGAAAAAUCAGGUGGAUAGGGACUUUACUAAAUACAAAAACAGUGAAGUAUUUUCAAGAUCCUGUAAGAUACCAAAGAAGAGAAUUAAUUGUUUUGACUCAGAUAUGGAGCAACAUCCUCCUUCAAAACGUAGGAAAACUGAAGGUGGUUACAGAGGGGAGAUGGAUGACUGGGAUGAUGAUGACUUUGACUUACAAUUUACUCAAGCAGACCUGGAGCACAUAGACACAAUGGCAUCACAGGCAAUAACACAUCCAACAGGUAACAGUAAUAGGAUCACGCAAGUUACACACCAACAGACAGCUUGCACCAACCCAAAUCAGAGCAGCUCGAGGGCCGCACCACAGAAUUUAACUACUCCGAAUCCUGUUUCACUGCCAAUUGGCAGUCGGGGCUCUUUUGUUAAGCCACAAAAUAUUUCCAGCAACAAUUCCUCCUCCUCUUCACGGAAUACAUCAUUGUCUUUCUCAUCCAGAAACACUUCAAGCUCAGCAUCUUAUUCCUCAUCAAGUUCCUAUCCUGUUACACCAAAAUCAGCUGGUAGUCAUCACAGCUCAUCUAGUCUGAAAUCUGAGUCUUCUGUAGAGAUGGCAGUCAGCCAGUUGUCAAGGAGACCAAGUAUCCCUCCUGCUUCCCAUUCAGACUCCCAGACCCAGGAAGUUGUUAGCAAAAGUGUUCAUAGAGAUAGUAAAGACAUCAAUGUUCAGUUACAAGAAGCAAAAAAAGAGCUGUCUAACAAAGAUGGAGAGAUAAAAAUAUUACGAGAUAACUUACAAAAGAAGGAAGGGGAGAUAACUCAGACCAAGAAGGAGAGAAUGCAGGCAUUGGACCAGCAUCAAAGAGAACAAAGUGAACGAGAAAAAAAUCUCCAAGCAAACAUUGACCGACUCAGCACUCAGUUACAGUUUAAGGACAGGGAUAUAGCAGAAUUACAAGGACGGUGUCGUAGUCUGGAGUCAAGACAGCAGCCAGUCGAGGGAGGAUAUGUGGGCAGUAGUCCAAGGAAAGUACCCCAACACAGUCCACGACCAAACAAAGACAAAGCUCACUCUCCUAGUAGUAGUUUUCCAACAAAACACAGUUUCAUGGCUGAUGACCGAUCUCCUAAGGCAAAAGCACGACUGUCAAUGUUACAAGACAGGAGUACAAAAGAUACUGGUACUUGUACUGUGUUGGAUACUGUAACCACCCCUGCCAGCUCCACUCCAGUCACCAGGUGUUUAAGGCGGAGGAGGCUGUUUCUGUCUGUGGCUGAUCAUCCUGGAGGGGUAUUAAAUGGAGCUCAGCUUGUAUCUAGUCUACUGGAUACGUCUCCCAAUGGAGGAGGUGUCGACCAAGGCAUUGUGGGACUGUUACACACGCAAACAGGAAGCUGUGAUCUACAACGUCUCCACUUUGACAGAGACAGCAGCAGUAGCAUGUUGUCCCCUUUACCAAACAGGCCAAGGCCUUCUGACACCAAACCUGCAUUUAAACAGUUACCUUGUGUUGGAUCCUCUGAACACCGAACAUUAGCACUUCAAGGCAUACAGACUUUGUUGUUACACAACAAGCAGUGUGGUGAUGAUUCUUUCAACAGAGUUGGCAUUAGUAUAUUGAGUAAUGCUGCUAAGUCUGAUGCUCCUGUUACUAAGGGUGUGGCCCAUGCUCCCCGAAUAACCAGUGACCAGGAACUUCCCACUGACCAUGGUGCUGUGUUACUGCUGCCCCUACUGGCAGACUACCUUGGACACUACCUUGACCUGCUGUCCUCUGCAGUAGAGGUCAGCCCCCAGAGUCCUCCAUCCUCACGAGGAAGCAGCAGUCUUGACAGUUCAGUAGAAUCACUCAGCAGUUCCUUGUCCCUCCUCCUCAGAGACUCUGGUCUCUUUGCCAACAAUCUGGAGGCUUUAGCUCUUGCUGCUCUAUCCAUUCUUCACAAGCUCGUGUCGUUCUGCCCAAGUGUUCGAGCGGUUUUGCUUGAAUCACCUGAAUCUCACACAAACACAAGUGUAAGGGAGAGUGGAGCAGUACAGGUAAUUGAAGAUAGGCAUGGAGAUGUAUGUACAAACUUUGAUACUAGUAUUUCCUCCUCUGGGUCAUGUUCAAGGUCACAGGUGUCAGACUUGGAAGACAUCUACUUGCUGAGAAAAAUCUUCAGCCUUGCUAACCCUGGGCAGGGGGUAAUUGAAGAUAGGCAUGGAGAUGUAUGUACAAACUUUGAUACUAGUAUUUCCUCCUCUGGGUCAUGUUCAAGGUCACAGGUGUCAGACUUGGAAGACAUCUACUUGCUGAGAAAAAUCUUCAGCCUUGCUAACCCUGGGCAGGGGGCACACAAAUAUAGUGUCCGUGUUGUAGAAAGAGCCUUGGACAUUCUGACAGUGUUAGCAACACACCUUAGUGAAGAUCAGGUCCCACAGCUACUUCCCUUGCUCCACAGCAGUGUGCUAGCUAAUUGUAUAGAUUGUGAAAGUGAUCGGUCUGUGGUUGUACGAGGAAUGAAGUUGCUGACUGCACUGGUCAAGUUUAACUCCUUUGUGUCCAGCCUGUAUGUAGGGCCUGAUGGCUGUCUCCUUUGUCUUUUGUACAAUGUGUGUAGUGGCACUAUGGUUAAGGUCUCCUCAGAAUAUUGUCUACAGGCCAGCAUACAACUUUUCCAUUGUCUCUACAACAUAAUCAGUGUUCACAAAGGAGGGGCAGUUCUCCUUCUACAGAGUGACUGUAGGUGUAGUGUACAGGUAAUACGUACAGUAGUUGUGGUGCUGCACCGCCUUCUUCUGUUGUAUGAGGAGGGAGAGAAGGAUGGAUUGGGUAGUGAGGGACAGGAAAACCUGCUGGUUCAAUUAAGACAAGGACUGCUGUUGUUACAUGCACUUUACCAGAGAGAUGAUCACUUCGCUGAACACCAUUACCUCGUGGAACACCAGUAUGUCAGACUGAUCACAGGACUCACUACCGUCUUCAAACGACUCGCAGCCAAUCAUUCCCAUGAAUUAAGUGCUUUGGGAGAUUUGUGGGACUUUGAUGAAGAUUAUAAUGAAUUAUCACAGGAAAGUGAGGGUGAUGAUGAAGAUAUUCAACAAAUGGACAGCUCCUGACCCUUAAUUAUAUAUAAGAACCACUGGUAUUAAAGAAUUCACCACCACAGGCCAUCUCACACAAAUGCUUAUAUUGUACAUCAGUCAUCACAAUUUCAGAAUUUGACAGUCUGUUUCUAUUGCAGUCUCUGCACGUUAUGAAUGUUUUGUUAACAUUAAUGGAGAACCAUUUAAGAGAUAAAUCAGAACUUGAUUGUGUGAAAGGAAUAUUUAUAGUAGUUAAAACAGUUAUUUAUGUGCAAUACAAAAAGGUAAAGCAAUGUACCACAUACAGCAGUAUGUUGGGAAUGUUAGAUAUCAAAUACUGUGUGUAAAGACAGUAUUUAUUCUGCAAUAAGUAUUUAUUCUGCAAUAAGCUCAGGAGACCAACAAAUAUAUUAUUUCUGACUCAAAUAUAUUAUUUCUGACUCAAAGUCAGUGGAUGUACAAUGAAAUUAUAUUUAUUGGUAAUUUUGCUGAACAAUUAAAUAUGAUAGUCUGUUGUGGUGUGAGAACCUCAUCUUAUGUCAAAUAUUGAUUGUUAAGAGUGUGCCCCAACAUAAUGACAAAUUUAUGGUAUGGAGUAAGAUAUUGAUUGAACUAUAAUAUUUUUAUCAACUAGCAAAGUCAACAGUAUCAUAGGAAAGUUGUUCAUAGAUAAGAUGUUCUAUUAAGAUUUCCUUAUUAUUUAUUCUGCAAUUUAACUACAUGUAUAUUAUGUGAUGCUUAAUUACAUAUACAUAUACAUUUAUUAUUAAAUAAAAUCGACAGUAAA
This is a messenger RNA of Pecten maximus, 4228 nucleotides long. RefSeq names its product ATR-interacting protein-like. The record is from RefSeq and is a predicted model, not a curated record. The coding region runs from base 343 to 3474 and encodes 1043 amino acids. Gene Ontology annotation, biological process: DNA damage checkpoint signaling; DNA repair. The transcript is spliced from 13 exons. NCBI's taxonomy places the organism in Eukaryota, Metazoa, Mollusca, Bivalvia, Pectinida, Pectinidae.